Messenger RNA from Acanthosepion pharaonis, 861 nucleotides. The record is from the annotation of a GenBank genome assembly. NCBI's taxonomy places the organism in Eukaryota, Metazoa, Mollusca, Cephalopoda, Sepiida, Sepiidae.
AUGGUGUGUUGCCUUGACGUGGUAGGACAGCUUGCGUGCCUCGACGACCCCCCCCCUUCAGAGCUAUAUUUUCUGUUUAUACCCUCUCUCUCUCUCUCUCUCUCUCUCUCUCAUUCUCAAACUCUUUCUCUCUCUCUCUUUCUCAAAAUCUCUCUCUCUCUCAUUCUCAAACUCUCUCUCUCUCAUUCUCAAACUCUCUCUGUCUCUCUCUCUCAUUCCUCUGAUUCAUCCUUCACUCUUCCGAUGCCGUUUUCCAUUCAAUCUCUCUUAUUUUCCUUCUAUUACCUUUUCACUCCCUCUCUGUCUCUUUUCAUAAUUUCCUUUUCCCUGUUUUUUUCUUCUUUUCUUUCCCGAUUCCCUUCUUUUCUCUUUCUACCCCUUCUUCAUUCUUUCUCUCUUUGUCUUAUUUUUUCGACUUUUCCAUCCUUCAUUUAUAUUUUAUCAAGUCACUUCUUUCUUUCGUUUGCACUCUGUAUCUCUUUCUAUCCCCCAUUCUUCUCUUCCUUCUCUCUUUGUCCUCUGAUCCUCACACUUUCUCCUCUUUCUUUUCUUUCAUCUUUCUUUCCUUAUCUGAUCUUUGCUUCUUUCUUUCGGAAUGUAACAUCUAAUUGCCUCAACCAACUCACCUUCCAAUCCUUCACCUACUCUCUCUUUCACUCUCUCUCUCUCUCUCUCUCUCUCUAUCUAUCUAUCUAUCUAUCUAUCUAUCUAUCUCUCUCAGUCUUUUCAUAUCUAUUCUACUCAUAUCUAUCUAUCUAUCUAUCUAUCUAUCUAUCUAUCUAUCUAUCUAUCUGUCUGUCUGUCUGUUUACGCGUUUAUCUGUGUUUGUAUAUGAAUUCAAGUAUCUCUUUUUUCACUUAG